Mercenaria mercenaria is the source of this 753-nucleotide messenger RNA. RefSeq lists its product as uncharacterized. Bases 51 to 632 code for a protein of 193 amino acids. The transcript has 8 exons. The record is from RefSeq and is a predicted model, not a curated record. Lineage: Eukaryota; Metazoa; Mollusca; Bivalvia; Venerida; Veneridae.
CCGAUUUUCUUUUGGUUGGUUCAGGUUAUGUUCCUAGCAAGAGACUGAGAAUGACAUCCAUACCAGUAAGGAAGGGGACUACAGGCAACAGAAGAAGUGGAAUAGGAAAGGAAAAUGCUGAUCACAACUCCCAUGCAGACAAUGAUAGAAGAAAGCAUUUCCCAAAAGAAAAUAAGCAUAAUCCUAGACCCCUGACACGUCAGAGCAGUAAAAAAGAGUUGGAAGAUGAGAGUGGUAAAUUGCAUGAAGAAAUCCAAACGUAUGAAAAGAGACUGCAAAAUUUGGAAUCAACACUUAAUACUACCAAGGAAGAAUUGAAGCAGAGUAAGGAAGAAUCAACAAAGGUGAAGGACACCUGUGAAAGAACGUUACUGUUAUGUAACAUUGAUCCAGUUACAGUAGAGAAGAUUUCACCAAAGGCAGAGGAUGAAUGUCAAAUACAGCACCGUAGAAAUCAAGCAAAGGUACAGGUUUCACUUCUACAAGAAAAACUACAUCUGCUCAAUACUCAGGCAUCAGCCUGCAUUCAAGGUUUGCAGGAGAUUUCAGCAGAACUUGAUCAUUCACACUGCAUUCAGACUGGAUCCACCAAUACUGUGAUACAGCCUGAGACUGGUACUCUUACUGUGUGACAAAAGAAGAGUCAUCCCGUCUUGUCAACUGCAUAGCUAUGGAUAUAAUUGAGUGAUCUGUUCUUGGUUGGAACUGAACUGUGAGACUGUGUGUGGAGUUAUUCCCUCUUAGUAGGAACUG